This is a messenger RNA of Colius striatus (speckled mousebird), 3485 nucleotides long. It is a transcript of the gene ACKR5, whose product is annotated as G protein-coupled receptor 182. The coding region runs from base 91 to 1185 and encodes 364 amino acids. Gene Ontology annotation, molecular function: G protein-coupled receptor activity. Lineage: Eukaryota; Metazoa; Chordata; Aves; Coliiformes; Coliidae. The transcript has 3 exons. Gene Ontology annotation, biological process: G protein-coupled receptor signaling pathway. Gene Ontology annotation, cellular component: membrane. The record is from RefSeq and is a predicted model, not a curated record.
GCCCACCCCGAGCUCCAGCGCUGCCGUCCCAGAGGCACAGGAGCUGCCAAGCCCAGAGGAUCCUCACUCUGCCCAGCCUUUGCUGCCAGGAUGGCUGAGGUGACCACUGCCCUCCCUGAGCCACACACGCUCCUGGACAAGUAUGGAGACUACCACAACUUGUCGGAGCUGUUCCACCUCCUGAACUACUCCUACACCUUCUGCGAGUUCAGCCUGGAUGAGAACGUCAAGCGAGUGGUCCUCUUCAUCCUCUACCUGGUCAUCUUCGUGGUGGGCUUGGUGGAGAACCUCCUUGUCAUCUGGGUCAACUGGCAGACACGUGGCAACAAGAGCUUGGUCAACCUCUACAUCAUCAACAUGGCCAUCGCUGACCUGGGAGUGCUGCUCUCGCUGCCCAUCUGGAUGCUGGAGGUGAUGUUGGAUUAUACCUGGCUCUGGGGGAGCUUCCUCUGCCGUUUCACACACUACUUCUACUUUGCCAACAUGUAUGCCAGCAUCUUCUUCCUCACCUGCCUCAGCGUGGACCGCUACGUGUCCCUCACCAGCUCCUCCCUCUUCUGGCGUAAGCACCAGCACCGCGCUCGCCGCAUCGUCUGUGCCAGCUGCUGGGUGCUGGCAUCUGCCAUCCCCUUCCUUGAGGUCACCCACAUGCAGCUGGUCAACACUGGGGAGCCCAUCUGCAUCUUCAUGGCUCCCUUUGAGACCUAUGAUGAGUGGGCGCUGGCGGUCAGCUUGGCCACCACCACCGUUGGCUUCCUCAUCCCUUUCCCCAUCAUCGCCGUUUGCAACGUGCUGACCGCCAGGUUCCUCAAACGCACCAAGCCAGACAGCAGGAAGCAUUGUCUGCUCAUCUAUGCCUAUGUGGCUGUGUUCCUCCUCAGCUGGCUGCCCUUCCAUGUCAUGCUCACCCUCCUCACCUUGGAUGGUAACCACAUCAUCCUCCACUGCCCCUUUGCCCACUUGCUCUACUUCUUCUACGACAUCAUCGACUGCUUCACCCUGCUCCACUGUGUGGUCAACCCCAUCCUCUACAACUUCCUCAGCAAAAGCUUCCGUAGCAAGCUCGUCUCAGCCGUGGUCAAGUACAUCCCCAAGGACCACAGCAGCCAGAAAGCUGGGGGCAAUUCCUCCUCCACCACUCAGCACUCCAUAGUCAUCACCAAGGACAACAACCCCCCCAAUUAAGCUUUGUUCAUGGACCUCAGGGCCAGAGCAGCCUCAAACAAAGCCUCCUACAGCCCCACACCACGAUCUGGAUUGCAAAACCCUGUGAGUUCUUCAGCUGGGUGUCUGUCUCCAAAGCCUUCAGCAUCCCUGAGGGGCAAGUGAACCAACCAAUUCAGCUGCAUAGCCCAGGCCUUGAAUUCCCAGUGCCUGCUGCUGGGCACCAGCUCAGCUGUGGUGACCCAUCCCACCAGCACAGCUCCAGCAGCAAGGCCACUGGCCAGUGCCCAACAGCAGCCAGUUGCCCCAACCCUAGAAUCAGAGAAUGGUGGGGUUGGGAGGGACCUUUAGAGCUCAUCCAGUCCAACCCCCCUGCAGAAGCAGGGUCACCUAGAUCAGGUCACACAGGAAUGUGUCCAGGUGGGUCUUGAAGAGCUCCAAGGAAGGAGACCCUCCAAGGAAUCCUGACCCAAGAAGGAAGCCUCACUGCUGGAGAAGAGCUGAAGCAGCUCCUGCAAAGCCCAGUGGCAUUUGCUCAGCUCCCAGACAACAGCUCUGAGCCAGAGAAGGUCUGGGGGUGAGUGAAACAGCACUGGCAGCAGAUAAAGGGUUUAUCAAGGAAACAUGAGCCCUGGGAUCAUCCCAAGCAGUUUCCACAAGGGCUCUGCCUGCAGAAGCUCCUGAGUCCAUUCCCUGGGUCAGGUCUCUUUUGGAGGAAGAGUCCUCACUGCCUGGUCAAGAAAACACAUGCCCUGGGAUCAUCCCAAGCAGUUUCCACGAGGGCUCUGCCUGCAGAAGCUCCUGAGUCCAUUCCCAGCGCAGAUCUCUUUUGGAGGAAGAGUCCUCACUGCCUGGACAAGAAAACACGAGCCCUGAGAUCAUCCCAAGCAGUUUCCACGAGGGCUCUGCCUGCAGAAACUCCUGAGUCCAUUCCCAGCUCAGGUCUCUUUUGAAGAGUCCUCACUGCCUGGACAAGAAAACACGAGCCCUGAAAUCAUCCCAAGCAGUUUCCACGAGGGCUCUGCCUGCAGAAACUCCUGAGUCCAUUCCCAGCUCAGGUCUCUUUUGAAGAGUCCUCACUGCCUGGACAAGAAAACAUGAGCCCUGGGAUCAUCCCAAGCAGUUUCCACGAGGGCUCUGCCUGCAGAAACUCCUGAGUCCAUUCCCUGGGUCAGAUCUCUUUUGGAGCAAGAGUCCUCACUGCCUGGACAAGAAAACACGAGCCCUGAGAUCAUCCCAAGCAGUUUCCACUAGAGCUCUACCUGCAGAAGCUCCUGAGUCCAUUCCCAGCUCAGAUCUCUUUUGGAGCAAGAGUCCUCACUGCCUGGACAAGAAAACAUGAGCCCUGGGAUCUUCCCAAUGAGUUUCCACGAGGGCUCUGCCUGCAGAAACUCCUGAGUCCAUUCCCAGCUCAGGUCUCUUUUGGAGCAAGAGUCCUCACUGCCUGGACAAGAAAACACGAGCCCUGGGAUCAUCCCAAGCAGUUUCCAUGAGGGCUCUGCCUGCAGAAACUCCUGAGUCCAUUCCCAGCUCAGGUCUCUUUUGAAGAGUCCUCACUGCCUGGACAAGAAAACAUGAGCCCUGGGAUCAUCCCAAGCAGUUUCCAUGAGGGCUCUGCCUGCAGAAACUCCUGAGUCCAUUCCCAGCUCAGGUCUCUUUUGGAGCAAGAGUCCUCACUGCCUGGUCAAGAAAACAUGAGCCCUGGGAUCAUCCCAAGCAGUUUCCAUGAGGGCUCUGCCUGCAGUAACUCCUGAGUCCAUUCCCUGGGUCAGAUCUCUUUUGGAGCAAAAGUCCUCACUGCCUGGACAAGAAAACACGAGCCCUGGGAUCAUCCCAAGCAGUUUCCAACAAGGGCUCUGCCUGCAGAAACUCCUGAGUCCAUUCCCAGCUCAGGUCUCUUUUGAAGAGUCCUCACUGCCUGGACAAGAAAACAUGAGCCCCGGGAUCAUCCCAAGCAGUUUCCACGAGGGCUCUGCCUGCAGAAGCUCCUGAGUCCAUUCCCAGCUCAGGUCUCUUUUGAAGAGUCCUCACUGCCUGGACAAGAAAACAUGAGCCCUGAGAUCUUCCCAAUGAGUUUCCACGAGGGCUCUGCCUGCAGAAACUCCUGAGUCCAUUCCCUGGGCAGGUCUCUUUUGAUGAGUCCUCACUGCCUGGUCUCUUGCCACAAAGCCAGCAGAGCAGGAGCAGGAUGCCAGCAAAGGCUGAGCUGCAUGUCCUGAAGGGAGCAGAAGCUCCAGCAUGCACCCUCUGGAAGCCCCAGGUUUUCCAAAGCAGGGAGACACAGGGGGGUCAACAUUUUCCAUUUUAUUAUUCUAAAUAAA